UGGAGAGUCCACUAUUGGUACUGUCAAAGGCUUCGAGGAUGGAAAAUACCGAAUCGAAAUCGAGGGCGGGAAGAUUGUUGAAGUUGAAAAGGCAGGCGUGAAGGAGUUUGUCAUCGAGAUGAACAGGAGGGAUAUUUUCGAUUAUUUGAAGUAA
This is a messenger RNA of Aspergillus udagawae, 154 nucleotides long. RefSeq lists its product as uncharacterized. The record is from RefSeq and is a predicted model, not a curated record. Lineage: Eukaryota; Fungi; Ascomycota; Eurotiomycetes; Eurotiales; Aspergillaceae. The annotation marks the transcript as partial. The transcript has 2 exons.